UUUUGCUUCAACUCAAUAUAAAAAUGCAAUAAGCAUCACAGAAAGCGUGUGAAAGAGAGUGUGUGUGUGUGUAAUGUGCAUAACAUAGCAUAUAAUAACACAAAUUAUCAUAAAAAAUAAAUAAAAUAAAAUAAAAAUAUCUGUGCUUAAAUUCAAAUACACCGCUUUCAGAGUCUCUCUCAGUCACCGACCGCUCAGAGUAAGAUCAGAUCUGAAGGAAUCUAUACCUUCUCUGAUCAAUUUCUUAUCAGGUCUGAAGCCUCAUUGCUGUAAUCAUGUCAAGGAGGCCGGUAAACCCUUCACGUCGGUUAGGUGAUGGUGGAAGUAUACCAUUUGUGGCCUCUAUCCAGUCUAAAUCUCACAACUCUCCCCUGCUAUCUAUUGGGCUUGUUAUUGUGGGUGCAAUUCUUCUGAUUGGUUAUUGUUACAGCAGUUCAGGUGGAGCUAGUAAUGAUAUUAAGGAUUUAAGCAAACUUGAAGGGGGUUCAUCAUGUACAUUAGAAGUACUACAAGCAUUGCCCAUUUUGAAGAAAGCAUAUGGAGACAGUAUGCAUAAGGUUUUGCAUGUCGGCCCCGAUUCUUGUUCUUUGGUAUCUAGUUUGUUAGCAGAAGAGGAUGUUGAGGCUUGGGGGAUAGAACCAUACGAAUUAGAUGAUGUUGGUGCAAAGUGUAAAAGUCUUGUACGCAAGGGCAUUGUGCGUGUGGCUGACAUAAAGUUUCCUCUACCUUACCGUGCAAAGUCAUUUUCUCUUGUCAUUGUGUCGGAUGCAUUGGAUUACUUAUCUCCAAAAUACCUUAAUAAAACCCUGCCAGAGUUGGUGAGGGUAUCUGCUGAUAGUGUUGUUAUCUUUUCAGGUUAUCCUGGUCAACCUAGAGCUAGAGGCGGAGAAGUGGCCAAAUUUGGUCGUCCGGCCAAAUUACGGAGCUCGACUUGGUGGAUAAGGUUUUUUCUUCAGACAAAAUUAGAAGAAAAUGAAAGUGCUGGAAAGAAGUUUGAACAGGCUUCGGCCAAGAAGGCGUACAAACCAGCUUGUCAAGUUUUCCACCUUAAAUCAUACCCAUGAGGUUUUUACUGCCUUGUUUUAAACUCGACUUUACAGUAAGAAACCAUACUGAUGAGGCAGGCAAAGGCACCUUAAGCACCCGAAGGGUAAAAGCUCCAUACAUUAUGUUGAAAUUAUAGUCUUCUUUGAUCUAUCUUGACAAUAUAUUAGAUUAAAUUAUGUACUUUAUUGUCAUUACCUUUGUAAUUUAUUUUGCCUUGAUAUGUUUUUCACAGCAGCUCUCUGUUUCUAUAGUAUUCACUAGUUUAGGAUAUUUACUAUUUUUGACACUUUUUAUGACUUCUACAAUUCAUUGCUACUCUAUUUGAGGCACCUUAUAUUAUCAAAAAGCAGUAUGUUUUGUUGCUUUUAAAUGUAGAACAAUAACAAUAAUCAAAGCAUUAUUCUAUUUGAUGA
This is a messenger RNA of Cicer arietinum (chickpea), 1460 nucleotides long. RefSeq names its product probable pectin methylesterase CGR3. NCBI's taxonomy places the organism in Eukaryota, Viridiplantae, Streptophyta, Magnoliopsida, Fabales, Fabaceae. Gene Ontology annotation, molecular function: methyltransferase activity. The record is from RefSeq and is a predicted model, not a curated record. Gene Ontology annotation, biological process: pectin metabolic process.